Racocetra persica is the source of this 401-nucleotide messenger RNA. NCBI's taxonomy places the organism in Eukaryota, Fungi, Glomeromycota, Glomeromycetes, Diversisporales, Gigasporaceae. The record is from the annotation of a GenBank genome assembly.
UGGAUGUUCAAUGUUGUUUUGAAUCCAUUGAUCAAAAACGAGUUUUGGAAAUAGUUAAAGAUAUAUUAAAAGAAAGUUAUUAUGCAAUUCAUAAAUAUGAUGUAGUUUGCCAGAAGGGCAGUACAAUCUAUUCGUUUUAUAAAUAUUAUGCCGACUCAACAGACGAUUUUCCUAAUUUUCCAAUCUUUGUAAGAGAAUCGGCACAAAAGAUACCAAAUUCGGUUUUUAUUGACCACAUUAAAGAAUCAUAUUUAGAUAGAGAGGUUAUACUUGAUCUCUUAGAAAAGCAUAUCAAGUUUGUAUUGACACAAUUGAUAGAUUUACCAAGAGGUCCAUUUGGUAUUUCUUUAUUUGCCAUAGACCAAAAGAAAUCUCCAGCCUCUUCACAACUUCCAAAAUAA